UUUACAUCCACCAGUCCGCCGACGCGUCUGGCGGAGACCGCGCUUGCGUUCUAUUCUUAAAUUUCGCGCCAAAACAAUCGAGCAUCGUAUUGUAUUUCAAAUUGUACGUCUUAUUUCUUGUCAUUUUUAUUGUAGCCCUAUUUUAAUUAACUUUAAUGAAAAUUAUAGUCUUUGUUUAUAAAUGAGUCGGUGAAUUAAGUGAGUGACAAAAUACUCGUUACUCUACAGGAAACUAUUUACCUAAAACAAUGCUACGGCUAUCCCCACUGCUGCUCGUCUUGGGGACCGUUGUAACCUUAGUAUGUGCCAUAGUCCCCGUGACCACCAACGAGAAUGGCAUCCAACCGGUGGUCAAACGGAUCAACAAGCACGUCGGGGGUGCGCUCUACCCCCGCGCUACGGAGACCAGGGACCUGAGGACCUUGGACGGGAUAUGGAACUUCAGGAGGUCCCCGCCAAACCCACUGUAUGGGUACUUGAACGGGUGGCAGGAGCAGGAUUUGUUUAAGACAGGCCCAGUCAUCCCGAUGCCAGUGCCAUCGUCUUACAACGACGUAGGGGAAGACGCGUCGUUGCGUGACCACCAGGGGGUGGUGUGGUACGACCGACGGUUCUUCGUGCCCCGGGGCUGGACUGACCAGCGGGUCUGGCUGAGGUUCAGCAGCGUGCACUAUAACGCCAAAGUGUUUGUCAACGGCAUGGAGGUGGCUUCCCACGAGAUUGGCCACUUGCCUUUCGAGGCCGAGAUCACAGACUUCGUCAGCCUGAACUCAAGCAACCUUCUCACUGUGGUGGUGGAUAAUCUGCUCACUAGGAACACGAUACCACAAGAGAAUGGAUACGACUUCUUCAACUACGCGGGUAUACAUCGAACGGUCUACAUAUACUCGACGCCACAAACUUACAUAGAAGAUAUAGUGACACAAACUGAUAUACAAGGAUAUACAGGCUUAGUGACAUACAACGUGACCUACAAAGGAGGUAGAAACGACGUGGACUGCUUGAUAGAGAUCUAUGACAAGAACGAGACCAAAGUGGGCUCUCUGCUGAGCUGCGUCGGAGUGGUAGACAUAGCCAACGCGAACCUAUGGUGGCCAUACUUGAUGCACCCGAACCCUGGAUACUUGUAUACCUUCAAGGUAUGUUUAGUUGGAAGUGAUGGGGACUUUUUGGACACGUACAGCGAAAAAAUCGGCAUUCGAGUUGUUAACUGGACGACGAAAUCGGUGUACCUGAAUGGGAAGCCACUUUAUCUAAGAGGAUUUGGAAUGCACGAAGAUUCUGAUCUUCGAGGCAAAGGCUGGGAUCCCGUGCUAUGGGUGAAGAACUUCAAUCUUAUCAAGUGGAUAGGUGCUAACGCCUUCCGCACCUCGCACUACCCAUACGCCGAAGAAAUCUACCAAUUGGCGGAUGAACAAGGCAUCAUGAUUGUGGGAGAGUGUCCUAGUGUCAACGCUUUCCUCUACACUGACGAGCUGUUGAGAAAGCACAAGCAGUCGCUGACGGAGAUGAUCCGGCGCGACCGCAACCACCCCAGCGUCAUCAUGUGGUCCGUCGCCAACGAGCCCCAGCAGUGUGGCAGCAACAAGAACUGCGAUUAUUACUAUAGCCAAAUUGUUGGUCACGUGAAAGAUCUCGACCGGUCCAGAGCAGUCACCUUUGCACUCGCAGACCCCAACGACCAAAUAGGAAAAUUCAUGGACGUGAUCAGUUUCAACCGGUAUAACGGUUGGUACGCAGAAACUGGAUCGCUCCUGCACAUCACGCAAAGAGUGAUGAACGAAAGCACGCAGUGGCAUCUCAAGUACAACAAGCCGGUCCUCAUGUCUGAGUACGGUGCUGACACCAUCGCGGGAAUGCACACCAAACCUGAGUUCGUCUUUUCGGAAGACUACCAAGUGGCGCUCAUGUCUGAACAUUUCAAGGCAUUCGACAAAUUGCGACAAGAAGGAUUUUUCAUGGGUGAAUUCAUAUGGAAUUUUGCUGACUUCGCAACCAGACAAGGUAUAACCCGAGUAGAAGGCAACAAGAAGGGUAUAUUCACGCGCGCGCGCCAGCCCAAAGCGAGCGCGCACCACCUACGCGCGCGUUACCUCGCGCUCGCCGCCGCCGACGCGGGCGCUCAACCGCCGCCGCCGGAAUACUACGUCGCCGACCACGCCCCCGCCUACCAUGAAGAACUUUAAACGUUUCUAUAGUGAUGCAAAGGUGUUCUGCUCUCGGGAACAUUGGGGAAUAUUGCCGGCAACGCUCCAUAGUAUUUCUUGUCACAGGGAAAAUUUAAUUUGGUGACCGAUUCCGGAACUAUUUCCCGAUGUUAACUGUUUCGGGAACGCGAACGGUAACGUACGUCUACACAGGAAUUAGUUUCUUAAUAUUUUUCCGUUGACUCAGAUGUAUCAAGAGAUGGCGCUGCCUGUUCAAUAGAUUUCGGUGACGCGAAUAACGCAUUUCUGGUUAAUAAUUAAAAAAUGUUGAGGGACUAAAUUCUGUGACAUCUGUUAGAUAAUAAAUGGAGAGAAGAAGAGAUCGAUUUAUGUGGAAGAUUAUUAUUUGAGAUAUUAACUCCGAAUGAAGGGAUGUAAUGUGUCGCAAUGAACCCGCCUACCACGAAGUACUUUAGUCAUUUAGAUAUAUCGAUCGUGUGACUUGACUGUGUUAAUUUAAAUAAAGGAUGAAUAAAUUGACCACUAAAUGAAAAAUAACAAGUGAUUACCACAACAAGACAAAACGUCCAACACCCACGAUUUAAGCUGUGCGCACUUUAGCACAUAAAAAAGACAUGACUACAUGAAUUUAUUGCACAAAGAAAAAGAAAAUCUUCCACUAAAAUUAUAAGUUACUCGAACUAAACACGAUAAAUUACUACAAAUUACAAUUAUACAUCGUAUCAUUUGCAUACAAAUCGACUCUCCUUUUUUCAUACCUAACGACUUGGCCAUGCAUGGACAAUAGUGAAAUUAAAAUAGUUGUUUGUGUAACAACGCUAGAAGUACACCAAAUUAUAUUAGGUAGAUUAAAUUAUCUUAAAUUUUAAUAUAAGCGAUGUGCCUCAUAUCAAUAUCUAGUAUUAUAUUAUCUGUGUCAAUAUAUUAGAAAAUAUUAAUAUAGAAGUACAUUUUAUGUACAGUCACAUCAAAAAUAUCUUUACAGCUAUCUACGCCCUAUGAUGGUAGAUGAUGUAGGUACUUUAUAUUUUGAGCACUUACACUGUAAAGAUAUUUUUGAUGUCAACUGUACUGUACCUACUAAAUUGAUGAAAUCAUUUUUUCUUUGGCGAACAUGAACAUGGCUUUUAUAGUGCAACUAAGUAAGCACUUCGUUUUUAACAGUAUUACUUACCACAAUGAUCUUGUUUGAUUUGAUACCACUUUUCUCAGAUAAACUUACACCUUCGGCACCCAGAGUGUUACUUACACCCGUUUAGAUUUUUUACAAAGUACAAUAAUUUCUAAUAACAUGCUGUAAUUUGUAUGUGUUACGAGUUAUGAUGAUGAAUGUUAAUCUGAAAAGAUUGAAAAUAGUGCUAUGUAAUGAUAAGUAAUAAAAUAAAAAACACACAAAACACAUUAAAAAAA
This is a messenger RNA of Ostrinia nubilalis (European corn borer), 3578 nucleotides long. Its product is annotated as beta-glucuronidase. Gene Ontology annotation, biological process: carbohydrate metabolic process; glucuronoside catabolic process. The transcript has 13 exons. The record is from RefSeq and is a predicted model, not a curated record. NCBI's taxonomy places the organism in Eukaryota, Metazoa, Arthropoda, Insecta, Lepidoptera, Crambidae. Bases 249 to 2186 code for a protein of 645 amino acids. Gene Ontology annotation, molecular function: beta-glucuronidase activity; carbohydrate binding.